UGUGGGCCACAGUGACAUAGCCAGGACCAUCGAGAAAGAUCAUCUACAGUCUACUGGUGCAAGCAAUCCUACUGAUGUGAAGUCAGAGGUUGACGAAAAUCACCAGUUGAUCAAUGAUGAUUUAACUGUUUUCCUAGACGAGCUACUAGGUAAAGGUGCAUUUGGAGCAGUCUUCAAAGGCAGCUACAGGGGCGAGAUUUGUGCAGUCAAACUUCUAAUUUACGAGGCUGUAGAAAUGCAGACAGGUUUCCCAACCGGCAAAAGUGAAGAAGCCAGCAAAGCAUUUGAUCGUGAGUGUGAGUAUCUCCAGUCACUCCAGCACCCAAACGUUGUUCUGUAUUUGUCGACUGCCAAGCACCCCAAAUCAGGUGGCCCAAUCCUCGUUGUUGAGCUGAUGGAUUGCAAUCUGAGAUCCUAUUUAUCUAGCCUUGGUGAAGAGUCUCUCACUAGCGAAUGUGAAAUUAGCCUCUCCAAAGACAUGGCUUGUGGUCUGGCCUACAUUCAUAGCAAGCAGAUUAUCCACCGUGACCUCUGUGGCGAUAACGUCUUGCUGAAGCUUACACGACCAGUGCCUGUUGCAAAGAUUUCCGACUUUGGCAUGUCACGGUUAUACGAUCCCUCCAAGCUUAGCCACACCCUCACAGCCAUUGGUCACCGUAUGGGGUAUCUACCUCUCGAGGCUAUUCGAUUGGAAAAGGAGAAAUACGAUAGCAGCCUGGAUGUGUUUUCCUAUGGGGUGAUUGUGACGCAGAUUAUUUGCAAGCUGGAGACGAUCAAAUCAGCCAAGGAGCGAUCAUUCCAUGUUGCCCAGAUCCCUCACACACACAGGUUGAGGAAGCUUAUCGACAGUUGCUUGCAAGAAGACAUGAGCAGGAGACCAUCUGCCAGGGACAUCUAUGCUGACCUCACAACAAGCUCAGACCCAGUGGAGGCAACAAAGAGGGAGUCAAAGGACACUCAACCAGUCAAGAAGUCAUACAGGGAACAGAUUGAGCACAAAGAUGCUGUGCUGGUCAGGAGAGACGCCAUCAUUCAACAUCAACAUACCAUAGUGGAAGAUGUGUGUAAGAAGACUGGAGUGACGGACCAACAACUCAAUCAAGAAAUCCCUGAGAGUGACAUCAUUCUAAUCGCGGAGAAAUUUCCUCACCUGAGCGUGCACAAGGCUUUGACAAUUAUUGAUCUACAACAUGUUUACGAGAAACUUAGAAGUGCCAGCCCUCACUGGUUCAAUCUGGGAUUGGCUCUAGGUCUAACUCAUCCUGUUCUCACCAACAUGAAUAGCGAGCAUCGUGGAAAUAAUGUGUCGUGCUUGCGUGAAAUGUUGGCUAAGGUCCUGAGUACACAACAUGUAACAUGGAGUCUCCUGUUAGACGCUCUCAAAAAGCCCACAGUGGAUCUCAUCAAUUUGGCUGACAGCAUUACAGUGAAUCAAUCCACAACUCCUAACCUGCUGGAUCGACUCAACCUCACCCCAGCCGACCUCGGUGAUGUAACUGAUGUUACACAUAUCAAAACAUUGCAAUGUGAAAUGUCAAAUUAAAAUUGUUACCGCCCACUCAAUAAUUGUGACGUUUCGUGUCAUAACUUGUCAUAUUUGUCAUUUCCUCUUCAUAAUAAAUAAUAAAAGUACUGCAGUGUAAUUAGCAAACAAGGUAGCAUAGAUUCAAGUUAGCAUCUGUACCUUUCUUCUGCAGACCAGAUUAUACCUUAAUCUUGGUUUCUAACUCAAAAUACAAUGAAAAAGAUAUAAACUAAGUCUGUAAUCAGUUAUCAGUGUCACUGUUCGGACUUUCAUCCAGUCCAUCAAGUCUACCAGCUAUUCUCUCCAUUCAUAAUUACUCUACUCAUCAUCAUAUCCAAUAUGUGUAUGUUAACUAUCUCUUGAUGGAUCGUCAGUGUCGGUAAAUCCCACCAGGAGAGAGUUUUUCAGGGGCUUUCUUCAGUUCCUGGGCACUGUCUUUGCUUUGCCUUGCUUGUCUUGGAAACUUGACAUCAGCUCUAUGUUACAGUAGUAUACCUUGGCUGUUACUUGGGCUGAUCUGUCAUCCUCAGUAGGUAUACAGUAGUCUAGCUGGCACAAUAAACUUUAGCUAGCUCUACUUACAUGCACU
This is a messenger RNA of Halichondria panicea, 2114 nucleotides long. RefSeq lists its product as uncharacterized. Gene Ontology annotation, biological process: protein phosphorylation. The record is from RefSeq and is a predicted model, not a curated record. Gene Ontology annotation, molecular function: ATP binding; protein serine/threonine kinase activity. The transcript has 7 exons. The coding region runs from base 236 to 1543 and encodes 435 amino acids. NCBI's taxonomy places the organism in Eukaryota, Metazoa, Porifera, Demospongiae, Suberitida, Halichondriidae.